Molecule: messenger RNA, 326 nt
Organism: Aureobasidium pullulans EXF-150
Lineage: Eukaryota; Fungi; Ascomycota; Dothideomycetes; Dothideales; Saccotheciaceae
Product: ribosomal protein S30
Exons: 3
Coding region: 35-223 (62 amino acids)
Biological process (GO): translation
Cellular component (GO): cytosolic small ribosomal subunit; ribosome
Molecular function (GO): structural constituent of ribosome
Source: RefSeq, a predicted model, not a curated record
UUCAGUCAUCCAACAAUCCCCAUAAAUCGACAACAUGGGUAAGGUCCACGGAUCCCUCGCACGUGCCGGUAAGGUCAAGUCGCAGACUCCCAAGGUUGAGCCUCAGGAGAAGAAGAAGACCCCCAAGGGCCGCGCAAAGAAGAGAAUCACGUACACCCGCCGUUUCGUGAACGUCACCAUGACCGGUGGCAAGAGAAAGAUGAACCCCAACCCUACCUCGUAAACGAAUUCCGGAUCUGGAGUUUGAGAAAUGGGGCAAAGACGGGCACAUGGAUAGCACACAGUCUGGCGACACCCUCGAUUCAUCACUGGGCAGCCAGACCGUU